This is a messenger RNA of Rangifer tarandus platyrhynchus (Svalbard reindeer), 414 nucleotides long. The record is from the annotation of a GenBank genome assembly. NCBI's taxonomy places the organism in Eukaryota, Metazoa, Chordata, Mammalia, Artiodactyla, Cervidae.
AUGACUAGGACGAGACUACGUGCAGAGGAAAUGCAGGAUGGUAAAUGCAAGUUGCCUUGUCUUUACAAAGCAUGCAGUGUCGCCUGCACUCAGACUGAGCCGCCGGGGCAGAGCGGGGUUCGGGAAGAGUGGGGGCUGAAUCUCUCGGGAAACUCAGGGCCUGUCAUGGGCAGCAGCUCCCUCUGUUUCCUUGAAGUUCUUCCACCUACAGCUCUCUUCCUUUUUCUUUUUUUUUUAAAACAAAUCAGGUUUAAAAGAAGCCACAAAGAGGCUUUUGUUUUCUUUUGGUUGAAAGAAGGCACGGGUUUAAUAGUCUCACCUCCUCUCCCCACACCACAGCCCAGACCUGCGGGGCCGCCGGAGACGACCGUGGUGUCCAAGACGUCCCGCGGUUUCCUCUCCUCAAUUCUCUAG